Molecule: messenger RNA, 2170 nt
Organism: Mangifera indica (mango)
Lineage: Eukaryota; Viridiplantae; Streptophyta; Magnoliopsida; Sapindales; Anacardiaceae
Product: protein NRT1/ PTR FAMILY 1.1-like
Exons: 4
Coding region: 207-2090 (627 amino acids)
Biological process (GO): transmembrane transport
Cellular component (GO): plasma membrane
Molecular function (GO): transmembrane transporter activity
Source: RefSeq, a predicted model, not a curated record
UUGAAAGGUCUCAAAAUAUGUUUCCAGGGAAUAUUUUGUGUUCGUUCGCGCUUUUGAUGAUCAACAAUAUAUCUUUUCUACUUCUUGUUUGGACUAUUGAAAGAGACAAUUUAACUAUGUAUAUUGUCCAAGAGGCAUUUAUAUAUUCAACAACAAAUUAGAAUGCUGCCACUUGAUGGCUUAAACGCCAAAGGUGCCCACUUGGGAUGACUUUUCUAGUCAAAAUAUCACUGCCGUGUAGUUGUUGUUCCCCAAAGUCUGAAUUCAGAGGGAAGACUCAAAAGACAUUGUACUUCUCUUCUCUCCAUAAAUAUGUUGAAGAUGUCAAGCUGAUAGUUGCAGAAGUGAAAAUGGAAUCUUCACUAAAGGAAAACAUGAUUCAACAAUCAUCAAGGCCCAAAAAGGGUGGUUUUAGAACCAUGCCCUUCAUCAUAGUGAACGAAUCAUUUGAGAAGGUUGCUGGUUACGGAUUGAUGCCAAAUAUGAUCUUGUACUUGAUGAGUGGUUAUCAUAUAGCGACUGCAAAUGGAGCUGCCAUGCUGGCCAUGUGGUCUGCUGCAUCUAACGCCAUGGCUAUUGUGGGCGCUUUUCUUUCUGAUUCAUAUAUUGGCAGAUUUUGGGCCAUUCUUCUGGGUUCCUUCUCCAGUCUUCUUGGCAUUGCUCUUCUAUGGUUAACAGCCAUGAUCCCACAGUUGAAGCCUCCUCCCUGUACCCAGUUUAGCAGCAACUGUGAAUCAGCAACGCCAGUGCAACUCUUGGUCUUACUAACCUCUUUUGGGCUCAUAUCGAUUGGUGCUGGCUGCAUCAGACCAUGUUCCAUGGCCUUUGGUGCUGAUCAAUUGGACAAGAAAGACCGUCCCAAUAAUGAGAGGCUAAUACAGAGCUUCUUCAACUGGUACUAUGCAUCAAUAGGUGUUUCAACAAUUAUGGCAUUGACAUUAAUAAUUUAUAUUCAAGAUCAAUUGGGUUGGAAAGUGGGUUUUGGUAUUCCUGCACUUCUAAUGGUGUUUUCAACUGUCAUAUUCUUGAUGGGUUCUAAUCUUUAUAUUAAAGUGAAGGUUGAGAAGAGCUUGUUUACUGGCUUUAUUCAAGUGAUUGUGGCUGCUUUUAGAAAAAGAAACCUUGAUGUAUCAGACAAUAAUCUAGAGUACUACCAGGGCCAAGGUACAAAUAUCUACAUUACUCCAACCGAGAAAUUAAGGUGUCUUAACAAAGCUUGCCUGAUGGAAAAUUCUGAGGACUUAAAACCAGAUAGAACAGCUUCAAAUCCAUGGAAACUCUGCAGCAUAGACCAAGUAGAAUCACUUAAAGCACUUCUAAGAAUUAUCCCUAUGUGGUCCACUAGCAUCAUUGUUCUAGUUACUUUGAACCAAAAUUCAUUUGCUGCACUCCAAGCCAAGACUAUGGAUCGCCAUGUCACUUCAAACUUCCAAAUUCCAGCUGGAUCAUUCACAGUGUUUGCCGUAGUCACACUAACAAUAUGGGUUGCCACAUAUGACAGAGUAAUUGUUCCAAUUCUACAAAAAUUCACAGGAAAUCCAUGCGGGUUCAGUCCAAAAAUUCGAAUGGGAAGUGGGUUGAUACUUUCUGCAGUGGCUAUGACAGUAUCAGCAAUGGUGGAGAGCAUGAGGAGGAAAACUGCCAUAUAUGAAGGGUUGGUUGAUAAGCCUAACAUUGUGAUGCACAUGUCUGCUGUGUGGCUAAUACCACAAUUUUGCUUGCUUGGGUUGGCUGAGGCUCUGAAUGCAAUUGGGCAGAUAGAGUUUUAUUACUCACAGCUUCCUAAGGCCAUGUCUAGCAUAGCCAUAGCUCUUUAUACACUCGGAAUUGCUUUUGCCGAUUUGUUUAAUGGUGUUUUAGUGAAAAUUGUUGAUGGAGUUACAAAGCAAGAUGGGAAAGAGAGCUGGCUGUCAAAUAACCUGAAUAAGGGUCACUUGGAUUAUUACUAUUGGGUUAUUACCAUGCUAUGUGUGGUUAAUUUUGGCCUUUUUCUAGUCUGUUGUGGGGCAUUUGGACCUUCCAGCGAUUGGAAGAAAGUGCCCUCCAAAAUAAGACUAGAAAGAAAAGAAGAUACAUCACCACUAAUUUGAUAUGCUUGUACGUAUUUUUUUUUUAUAAUUGUACUUAAGAUACUUGAGAUUGAUUAAUUUAACCUACAAUUUUAAUGUCC